CGAACAUCAGUCUCCAGCUAUCAACAGAAAUGAUCGACAAUGCUCUAUCUACAAGAUGGGACUUGGCUGGUAUAAUUCAUCAAAUAAACAUAUGCCUAUAAACAGCUGCCUGGCCGGUACAAAGCUUCAACCCCAACGGACGAUCACCUCGCUUCCCCAGGUUUUCCCUUUGCGGCAGACGUAUUCGGAUCCCAGUCGUGGAACUAGAUGACGUUGUUACUAUUCUCAGAUAUUCCCACCUAAUACUCUACCUGCCGAAAACGCCUUGUUAUGUGCCUUGCAGCAUUAUACCCAAUGUGUCGACGCUAUCGGAAUGCUUGGGCACGAUUUAGAGGAAGCAUAGUGGACUCAACUCUCCAGUCAACUUGUGUGUUUGUUCUGGCGAGUCGAUGAUCACCGUUUCCAUUCUUACUCUAUAAUAUUUGGGAUAAUUGGGUCGGUGAGAAUUUUUCUGGACAAGUCCAAACAUAGAUACUCAUCAGUCCGAGUACGACGAUGGCACGAGGCGAAUGAUCCAUCUGAUCACCAUGAACCAAGACUCAAGGCAUCAACGAAUGUGAGAAAAAUAUUGUGAUCAAAUCUGCCUUGACCAUCUCUAUAAGUGAGCCCUCUUCCCUGAUCAGACAUGGGUUGUCAACAACUAUCUCGCAAUAUUCCCUAUACCUGCCUCACCCUCGUCAUGUUCAACCUGCUAGGAGUAUUUGCCGUGGCUCUCGCGCUUCCUGAAAUCAUUCUCGGCGCUCCACAACCUUACUGCAAACCCAUCCCUGGUUCUUCAGACUGGCCGGCGCCAUCUGAAUGGCAAAAGCUCAAUGACACACUGCAAGGACGUCUCGUCGCCCCCGUGCCUCCUGGUGAGGUGUGUCAAACUUCAAGCGCAAGCUUCUCGAACGAGACUUGCGGAUAUGUGCUUUCUCAAUGGACCAACUCAACUUGGCAUGCCUCCAAUGGAUUCACCUCGGGGUAUAACGACGUGACAUGUCUGCCUGAUUCAAGAGCACCUUGCUCUGCUGAUGGAUAUCCCGCUUACUUUGUCAAUGCGACUGAAGCGGCCCAUGUUCAGGCGGGUGUUGAAUUUGCCCACCGCACUGGGAUCAGGCUCAUCGUCAAGGGCACAGGCCACGACUACCAAGGAAGAUCGGCUGCUCGCGAUGCCAUCUCGAUAUACACGCACAACAUGAAGGGCGUCCAAGUCAACCAAGAAGAUGAACGUGCAACCAAGUAUGGUGGUGUUGCUUCGAUCAAGAUCGCUGCGGGCUCGGUGAUGAAGGACAUCUAUGGUGUGGCCGCUAUGAACAACCUCACUGUUGUUGGUGGUGCCGAUGCCAACGUCGGCAUUGGAGGUUGGCUCACUGGUGGUGGCCAUUCGCCCAUCAGUAGCAAGUAUGGCCUUGGAGUCGACCAGGUUCUAGAAAUCGAGGCUGUGAUUGCAAAUGGGACCCUAGUGACAGUCAACGAACACCACAAUCCAGACUUGUUCUGGGCAUUGAGAGGAGGCGGCGGCUCGACUUUUGCAGUCAUCACAUCUGUGACGAUGCUGGCGUUCCCCUCACUUCCCGUCAUCACGUACGAGUUCGCGUACAACACAACCGUGAACAGCAACACGUAUUGGGAUCUGGUGACAUAUUUCCAUACACAACUUCCAAACCUCUCUGAUCAUGGCGUCAUGGGAUAUUAUUGGGCAACACCAGACGCCAGUGCAGCAAUAGGCGAAACCGACCCUGCCAUUCAAGCCAAGGUCUUUGGCGCAUGGUUUCUUCCUGGAGACACCUUUGAAGAUGCCCAUGCAACACUAGAGGAAUUUGAGAAGAAUCUGAAGAGCAAGUCUCAAGACUGGGAAGACGAAGUCCGAAUUUCUAGCCUUGCCGCUCCUCCAUUGGAUAUCAGCACUCUCCUAAGCCUGUUUUCUGGAGGUACUGUAGGAUCGGAGGUUCGUCUAGGGUCGUGGCUUCUGGGACGUGAGGCUCUGACCAACGAUACCGAAACACUGAAAACGGCUCUGCAAAAGACCAACACGAUUCCCCAGGACAUUUUACUCGGGCAUGUGGUGGCUGGCAAUGGUGUUAAGAAUGCCACGAUUGUUGGAGGAAGCAACUCGGUCCUACCUGCGUGGAGAAAUGCCAUCACACAUGUUGGUAAGUUACGACGCAACCGUCAAAUAUGAACAAUACCAUCUAAUCCUUGUGUCGCAGUUCUUCCGAGAAGCUGGGCACCUCUCAAUGUGACCCAGAAAGAAGAGAUGACGACCUAUCUUCGCGACGUGGAGGUCGAGGCUCUCCGCCAACUGGAUCCUGAAUCCGGGGCGUACAUGAAUGAAGCAGAUCCAACUGAGCCAAACUGGCAGAAGGCCUUUUGGGGUAACAAUUACGAAAGAUUGCUGGAGGUGAAGAAUGAAUGGGAUCCUGAUGGCGUCUUCUGGUGCAAGCCAUGCGUUGGGCACGAGCAAUGGACUGUUCAAAGCAAUUAUGGCAUCGAGGGGGCGAUUGGUCAGACACCAGGACGGAUUUGUCGCAAUGAUGACUCAAGAAGAAGAGUCUGAAUCGGACCAAGGGCUUAAUAUUGGUGCCAUAUCAUGUAUCACGAUGGACAUGGCGCGAUGAAGUUGUAUACUCUAUGACAAAUGUUCAGUACAAUCAUUCUUAGCACAACUUACUGCUUAGCUAGGCUCACGCCAUAUUGACUCUGUCGAC
Molecule: messenger RNA, 2690 nt
Organism: Exophiala mesophila
Lineage: Eukaryota; Fungi; Ascomycota; Eurotiomycetes; Chaetothyriales; Herpotrichiellaceae
Exons: 3
Coding region: 626-2164 (512 amino acids)
Molecular function (GO): FAD binding; oxidoreductase activity
Source: RefSeq, a predicted model, not a curated record